AAACAGAUCUUUAUUGAUGCGCUUAAGCACCUAUUUACAUUAUAUACAGGGAUAUGUCAGCCUGGAUGGGACUAUUUCGAUGGCUACUGUUAUUUCACAAGCCUGUUAAGCUCCACGUGGCCAACUGCUGAAACAAAAUGUGCUAAAAUGGGCUCAAAUCUUGUGACAGUCCAUAAUCAAGAAGAAAAUGUCUACAUUCAACAUCGGCAUAAUGGCGAGAAAUCCUGGAUUGGGCUCAAUGACCGAAGCGUGGAAGGAUCAUUCGUGUGGACAAAGAAAGGCACAAGUAAUUUUAGUUACUGGGCGCCAAACCAACCCAACAAUUAUACGGAUCAGGACUGUGUACACACUCUUGGUGCAAAGAAUGGAUACACUUGGAAUGACGUAUCAUGCGAUAACUGUUUUAAAUUUACUUGUUUUAAAGAUAUUAACGAGUGCACAGUCAAGUCCCACCGAUGUGAUGUUAAUGCUGCCUGUCAAAAUACUGAGGGAUCUCACAACUGUAUUUGUAAUGCUGGUUAUGAAGGAGAUGGAAUAAAAUGCUUAG
This is a messenger RNA of Stylophora pistillata, 547 nucleotides long. RefSeq lists its product as uncharacterized. Gene Ontology annotation, molecular function: protein binding; calcium ion binding. Lineage: Eukaryota; Metazoa; Cnidaria; Anthozoa; Scleractinia; Pocilloporidae. The record is from RefSeq and is a predicted model, not a curated record.